Fusarium pseudograminearum CS3096 is the source of this 1275-nucleotide messenger RNA. RefSeq lists its product as uncharacterized. Gene Ontology annotation, biological process: phospholipid catabolic process. Gene Ontology annotation, molecular function: hydrolase activity, acting on ester bonds. The record is from RefSeq and is a predicted model, not a curated record. Lineage: Eukaryota; Fungi; Ascomycota; Sordariomycetes; Hypocreales; Nectriaceae. Bases 1 to 1275 code for a protein of 424 amino acids. The transcript has 2 exons.
AUGUUGUUUCAAACCACCGCCAUCUUGACUCUUGCGAGUCUUGGUCUAGCUCACUCUCCUCGCCACAAAGAGGGCAAGACAGGAUGGGAGACAAAGUACACAGCCACAGGUACCGCUGAUGUUGCGGCGGCUGCUGCGACAGCCAAAACCAGCAGUCCUACCUCCAAAGUAAAAGGCAAAGCGUUUGAUCGCAUCGCCAUUGUUUACUUUGAGAAUGAGAACUACGAAAAGGCUUUUGGCGAUCCAAACUUCUCUUGGUUCAGGUCCAAGGGCGUCACUUUGUCCAACUACUUUGGCGUCACUCAUCCAUCAGAGCCAAACUACAUGGCCUCCAUUGCUGGUGACUACUUUGGCAUGCAAAACGACGACUUUAACCGCAACCCCAAAAAUGUUUCCACCAUCAUCGACCUCCUUGAGCAUCGAGGUGUCUCCUGGGGUCUCUACCAAGAAGACAUGCCCUACACAGGCUUUGAAGGUUUCGCAUGGGUGAACCACCAAAAUGGAAAGAAUGACUACGUUCGCAAGCACAACCCAGCUGUUCUUCACGACAGCGUAGCUACUUCUGAACAGCGACUCUCACAGAUCAAGAAUCUUUCUCUUGUGGAUACUGAGCACUCUAUGUUCCAUCGGGAUCUCAAGUCGAACAAGUUGCCUCAGUGGAUGUUCAUCACACCCAACAUGACAUCCGAUGGGCACGAUACUUCUGUUACUGUUGCUGGAAACUGGGCGCGCACCUUUCUUGAGCCACUCCUCAAGGAUAAGCACUUCAUGGACAACACCCUUGUUCUUAUUACUUGGGAUGAAAACGAAUCCUACGCGCGCCAGAACCACAUCCUUGGUAUUCUUCUCGGCGACGCGAUCCCCAAACACCUUAUUGGCACAACCGACAACAGCUUCUACAACCACUAUUCUGAGAUUGCCACUGUUGAGGCCAACUGGGAUCUCGACACUCUCGGCCGGUGGGAUGUGGGCGCCAAUGUCUUUGACCUUGUUGCGCGCAAGACGGGCGAUAAGUUGAGGAAGUGGAAGUCAGACACGAUGGACAAGUAUUUCUGGAAUCUUUCCUACGCGGGGCCUUUCAACACUGCUGGUGGAAACAAGCAGUAUGUUGCGCCAAACUUGGACUUGGAGCAUACUUUCUCGGGACGCAAGGUGUUUGGGCCUAUCAAGAAGGAGUGGAAGGGAUGUAAGGCGGACAGUUACUACAAGGAUACUAUUGAGGUUGACGAUGGCUUGAACCCUCCCAAGGGUUAUAAGCCUGCCAAGUCUAAAUAA